Messenger RNA from Mucor mucedo, 787 nucleotides. RefSeq lists its product as uncharacterized. The transcript has a single exon. Lineage: Eukaryota; Fungi; Mucoromycota; Mucoromycetes; Mucorales; Mucoraceae. Gene Ontology annotation, molecular function: protein binding. Bases 60 to 704 code for a protein of 214 amino acids. The record is from RefSeq and is a predicted model, not a curated record.
UUUUUUCUUUUUUCUUCUUCUUUCAAUAGAUCCAUCCAAACGAUUAAAUUAUACCAUACAUGAGCUCACCCAAGCUAGAUUCAAAAGAAGAGAAAAGUGAAGGAACACAAUCACCUGUAGAGACUAGUAAAGUGUCGCCAGAAACAACUUGGACAGCAGUAUGGGACGAACGUGCUCAAGCUUACUAUUGGUGGAAUACAGAGACGAACGAGACUACAUGGAUCAAUCCAGAUACUCCUGCUGUCCAAACUACAGCUGUAGAGACAACAGUAGAAAAAAGUAAUCCUUUAGAUUUCUUGCUGGAUAGAAUUGAUACCGAAGUGAAAAGAAAGUUAGACGGUGAAGUAGAGCCUGCUGCUGGUACAACUGAACAAUCACAGUACUAUGAUCAAUAUUUUGAUCAGCCAGAAACAUCCUAUGCUUCCACUGCUCAUUUCAAUGCACGAACAGGUCGAUUCACUACCCAGAAUGAUGUUGAACGUUUAAAUCCAGAAAAUCUCACAAUAGAAAGCCGUGCUAAAAGACAAAUGCAAUUCUAUUUCGAUGUGGAUACUUAUACAGAAGAGAGAAACCAGCAAAGAUCUUUUACUGAAGAUGGAAGAGUCGGUAAAAAGAAGCAAUUAACUCGCAAAGAGGUCGAAUAUUUCAAAAAGAUGAAAAAAGAGAAAAAGUCAAAGAAGGCUAGGGAGUGGCUAUUGCAAUAGAUUCAAUUUUUAGACAACACAGUAAAUAAAAUCAUUCGUUUAUCCACGCUUGAUACGUAUACCAUUUGGCAGCUAUGUUCAAC